AUGGCCCUCGCUAUGCGGAGUUCUGCCGCGACACGCGUGGCUGGCGCGUCCCGCCUGGCCCCUGCGCGCCCGCGCACCCUGACUACCCGCCGCGUGAUGGGCGUCCACGAGCUCAUGCAGCUCGCCGCGCCCGGCGACGUGGAGGCGCCCAUCAGCACCGCGGUCGCCAUCGGGGUCGUCGUCACCGUCGCCGUGACCGCGCUGCUGCCGCUGGCACUCAAGCCCGGGGACGACGCUGCCCAGAAGGCAAGGGGCCACCAAUGCUCUCUGAACCUCCUAGCGCCACACCCAGUGUGCCCAUGCCCCAUGCGCCCCGCCGCGCAGAUCUUCGCGGCCAAGGACAGGGCGCCCCUCGACAAGAAGAAGAAGACCUCCAAGCGUUGA
Molecule: messenger RNA, 384 nt
Organism: Monoraphidium neglectum
Lineage: Eukaryota; Viridiplantae; Chlorophyta; Chlorophyceae; Sphaeropleales; Selenastraceae
Exons: 3
Coding region: 1-384 (127 amino acids)
Source: RefSeq, a predicted model, not a curated record